Molecule: messenger RNA, 1215 nt
Organism: Fraxinus pennsylvanica
Lineage: Eukaryota; Viridiplantae; Streptophyta; Magnoliopsida; Lamiales; Oleaceae
Source: the annotation of a GenBank genome assembly
AUGGAUUCCCCUCGCAAUUCAAGAUCUUUCUCUUCUAACCUCUUCUAUCUUUUCUUACUUCUGUCUUCAAAUCUUCUCACUCUCUUCAUUUCCACUACCUUCUAUUCUCCAUGUUCUCUAACACCUCGAGUAGAAUCCAUCACCACCAUUGGGAAAACUGCUGAUUGUGCUCCAAAAGAUCACGAGCCAACCCCGAAAGUAGAGAUUGUUGAACAAUUCAAUGCAUCGGAAAGUGCAACAGACCUCCCUGAUGAGUUUCUUGCUUUCACAUCCCCACAGAAGCUCCCACUGGGGUAUAACUCGAAUUUUGAUUCCGACAAAAUCCUCCCUCCAGUUGGCCGUCCGUGUGCACUUUUCCCCGAUAUGCUUCGCCGGUAUAUGUCAUACAAAGUCAAUGGAUCCUGCCCGGACGACGAGCUUCUAGCACAAAAGCUUCUCCUGCGGGGGUGCGAGCCACUUCCUCGGCGCCGGUGCCAUCCAGCUGCACAGAAAGAAUACGUUGAACCGUACCCACUUCCUCAUAGCUUAUGGAUGACACCCUCGGACUCAUCUGUUGUUUGGACAGCAUAUACCUGCAAGAACUAUUCGUGUCUCAUCAAUCGUAUGCAUACUCAGAAAGGUUUUGACGAUUGCAAGAACUGUUUUGACCUUGCUGGACGAGAGAAAACCCGAUGGACAGGCAAUGGUGGGGGCAUCGACUUCUCCAUAGAUGAAGUACUUGCAGUAAAGAAGCCUGGGACAAUAAGAAUAGGUCUUGACAUCGGAGGUGGCGUGGCCACAUUUGCUGUCAGAAUGAGAAAAAGAAACAUAACAAUCAUCACAACUUCAAUGAAUCUAAAUGGCCCUUUCAAUAAUUUCAUUGCAUCAAGAGGGGUUGUACCUUUGUACAUAAGCAUUUCGCAAAGACUCCCCUUCUUUGACAACACACUAGAUAUUGUGCAUUCUAUGCAUGUUCUGAGUAACUGGAUACCCACAAAACUACUCCAUUUCUUGAUAUUCGACAUAUAUAGGGUGCUUAGGCCUGGUGGACUGUUCUGGCUCGACCAUUUUUUCUGUGUUGGGGAUCAGUUAGAGAACGUCUAUACACCCCUCAUUGGAAGUGUCGGAUUCAACAAGGUCAAAUGGGUGGUGGGACGCAAGCUUGAUCGUGGCCCGGAGCUAAAUGAGAUGUACCUUUCUGCAUUACUGGAAAAACCACUAGAGAAUUCUUGGUGA